AUGUCCGAACCACACCAACACGCGCUGAAUCCCUCUUCAAUGAGGCCAAUGGUUCAUUCUCCGUCUUCUCACAACAAGCAUACUUAUGAAAGAAAAAAAAACUCCGAAGAAGGCUUUAUGGGAGCAUUACGUUCUUGUAGUCAUUUUCUCAUUCAUUCACUCUAUUUAUUGUUAUACACGUGUUAUUUUAUAUAUCAUCAUGUGUGGGAGAGAUUGUUAAGCCAAAUGUUUGUGAUGCUGCUCGGAAUUAAUCCUUCUUCCUCUCCAACCUCACGAUAUACAUUUUCUCCAGACAAAUUGAAUGAAGAUAUGAUUAGUAAAUUUCCAAAUCAUUUAGCAAUUGCAAUUGAUACAGAAAUGCUUUCUCCACAUGUUCUCCAUCAUGAUGACCUUUCUCAAAAACGAGUUACAUGUUUAGAUGAAAUCGCCAUGAAGCAAAUUCAAAACAUGAUUUAUUGGUCACUGACAACUUUUUCAAAGCUGAAAAAUCACUCCAUUCAGAGUAUUGCAUUCUAUGAUAAAUAUGGAAUAUUGGAAAAGCAUGCAACACAAAUAUUCACCUUUAUUGAAAGAGUUCUGAAAAAUCAUGAAGUGAAAUUUACCGCCAAAAAUAUUCAAUUAUUAGAAACCAAACAAAAUAUUGAACAUGAAAUUCCAUGUUUAAAAAUUUCAACCAAGAAUAUUGUCCAUAAUCACACUCAAACCUUAGUUGUUCGAUUACUGAGUUUUCAAAACUGUGGAAAACCAAGUAUUACGAAAUUAGCCAAUUCCAUUUUUGAAGAGUUGAAGCACAAACAAGACAUGGAAAAUUUAAAAGAACUAGUAAGGCAUCAUGUGAGUGAGAAAUUGCAUCGUCACACCAAAGAAAAUAUUCCUGAACCAAACAUGUUAAUUUCAUUUAGCACUCCUGUUUUACUUCUUCAUGGUUUCUCUCCUCUGCAUUUGAAAUACACCCAAAUUAGUCAUGUUGAAAAGUGUUUUGUCACACAAUUCACUGAACAAGACUUUGUAAAAUGUGUAUUAGAAUAUGUCUCUUGUAAUCAAAGAUUUGGAAAAUAA
This is a messenger RNA of Naegleria fowleri, 1059 nucleotides long. RefSeq lists its product as uncharacterized. The record is from RefSeq and is a predicted model, not a curated record. The transcript is spliced from 2 exons. Lineage: Eukaryota; Heterolobosea; Eutetramitea; Acrasida; Naegleriidae. Gene Ontology annotation, cellular component: dehydrodolichyl diphosphate synthase complex; endoplasmic reticulum membrane. Gene Ontology annotation, molecular function: ditrans,polycis-polyprenyl diphosphate synthase [(2E,6E)-farnesyl diphosphate specific] activity. The coding region runs from base 1 to 1059 and encodes 352 amino acids.